Polyodon spathula (Mississippi paddlefish) is the source of this 6148-nucleotide messenger RNA. It is a transcript of the gene cyld, whose product is annotated as cylindromatosis (turban tumor syndrome), a. Gene Ontology annotation, biological process: positive regulation of extrinsic apoptotic signaling pathway; regulation of mitotic cell cycle; protein K63-linked deubiquitination. Gene Ontology annotation, cellular component: cytosol. The record is from RefSeq and is a predicted model, not a curated record. The coding region runs from base 459 to 3344 and encodes 961 amino acids. Gene Ontology annotation, molecular function: cysteine-type deubiquitinase activity; K63-linked deubiquitinase activity. The transcript has 17 exons. NCBI's taxonomy places the organism in Eukaryota, Metazoa, Chordata, Actinopteri, Acipenseriformes, Polyodontidae.
GCCCCCAGCAGAUCACCCAAGGUAGAUUGACUCUGUUCCUCUUGUAAAUAAUAUUAAAGAUGAAAUGCUAGCGGAAUUAAAGCUGCUGGGCAUAUUUUUAGAAUUAGCUUUCCUUCCAGGGUCUGAUGUCUUAAAGAAGAGAGAUGCCGCGAUUGGUUUUCUCUGGGGGCCCAUCGUUGACAGCACGAAGACCAGGACAGCGGUAUAUUAUUAUAUUCGUGUAAACGUUUGAGUCGCGAUCCCGAAUGAGAUGCGUUGAUUGACUGUGAAGACACAGAUAGUUAAGGACUUGAUGGACUACAGAGUUGACCGGUUGAUGCAGAGGCAUUAAACGACAAGAACAUGCAGAAAAGUGAACACCUCAAAGGAAUAUCGCCAUGAUUCGUUUAUUUUUAUGUUACUAUGAUGCAUGGGCCCUUUCUAAUGUGCAGAAGCUCAUGUUUUAAUCUGGUGUCAUAAUGAGUUCGGCCUUAUGGAGUCAAGACAAGAUGAACACAGCCUUCCGGGAGGAUCCUCGCUACUACAUACUGGUGCAGGAAUGCGUGGUGGAGAAGCCUCCUCAGAAGUACUUGAAGAUCCCCAGGGGAAGCAUCGGACAGUCGUGCCAAGAGCGUUCAUCCAUGGGCCGCCCCAUUCCAGCCAACAAAGGCAAGAAGAGUUUGUGGAUCCUGGAGCAGCCCAGCGUGGUCCUCAGCUUCGAUGAGAAGGACAUUGCUGACAUCGAUGAGAAGCUUUCUGAGUUGCUGUUAGCGAUUACGAACUGUGAAGAGCGCUACUGCCUCUUCAAGAACAAGCGCAGGCUUGAACAGCUACGGGAAAUAGACUGUGGUUCAAAAGUCAGAGUUCAGCUCCGGUCUGGGGAUGACAAACUGCCAGGGGUGGUGAGGUUCAAAGGGCCUCUGAUGCCAGAACGGACACUAUCAGGAAUCUGGUUUGGGGUAGAGUUAUUGGAAGAAGGGAGGGGCUGCGGCUUCACCGAGGGCUCUUACCAAGGCAAGCAGCUCUUCCGCUGCGAGGAUGAGUGUGGGGUUUUUGUGGCCCUGGACAAGCUGGAGCUGUGGGAGGAGGAAGAAGAAGAGGAGGAGGAGGGGGAGGAGAAUGAAGAAGAUGAAGAAGAUGAAGACCUGGAGACAGACCAUUCUGCAUUGGUGGACCCCCGAGACAGUGACUGGAGAGCAGUGCCACUGGAGAUAAACUCCAGAGUGAUAGUGAAGCACGGAGAGGAAGCGGAGCACGGGACUGUCAUAUUCUGUGAUCUUCUGCCCGGAAAUGAAGCUUUAGGCUUCUAUGUUGGAGUGGACAUGGACAAGCCUAUCGGUGACUGGGAUGGAGUGAUAAAUAACAAACUGCUGUGUAGUUUCGCAAGCGUAGAACACACUUGCCUUGUGCAUAUUGAUGAUGUGAUGCCAGAGUUCCCCAUGCAGGACCAGAGACUCCAGAAACACAUCUUUGCAUCAAGAGGGGUAGGAGAGAAGAGCUUGUCCAAUCAGAGCAAGCCCAAAUCUAAAGGAAUUACUUCCCAGUCUGGAAGUAGAAGCAGAUCUGCAUUUUAUUACACUUUAAAUGGCAGCACUAUUGAUCACCAGCCCCAAUCCAAAUCAAAAAGCACAUGGUACAUUGAUGAAGUUGGAGAAGAUCCUGCCAAGUCCCUCCUGGACACCUCCCCUGGGUUCGGCCAGACCUCUUCUCCCUCCCGGCCUCCCCCCACUCUGUCGCUGUCUGGCGAGAGCAAGUUCCACUCACUGCCCUUCAACCUGACCAGCAAGAGCGGCCCCAACGGCAGCAUCAGCCCCACGCCGCUCUCCUUGUCCGUGCAGUCUGUCAUAGGGGACGCCCACGAGGCCCCAGCCCUCGCAGUGCCACUCCGCAACCAGUACGGCCUGGAGGUGGGGUCCCUGGCGGAGGUGAAGGAGAACCCACCUCUCUACGGAGUGAUCCGCUGGGUGGGGCAGCCCCCUGGGCUCACUGAGCCAUUAGCUGGACUGGAACUGGAGGACGAAUGUGCUGGCUGUACAGACGGCACCUUCAAGGGCAUGCGCUACUUCACCUGUGCACCGAAGAAAGCUCUGUUCGUCAAACUGAAGAGCUGCAGGCCAGAUUCCAGAUUCCCGUCUCCGCACCACUCCUCCAACCAGAUUGAGCGCUGCAAUUCAAUAGCAUUUGGGGGCUACCUGAGUGAGGUGGUGGAGCAGAACACCCCUCCCAAAAUGGACAUGGAGGGGCUGGAGGUCAUGGUGGGGAAGAAGAAAGGAAUCCAGGGACAUUAUAACUCCUGUUACCUUGACUCCACUUUAUUCUGCCUGUUUUCCUUCAGCUCGGUCCUCGACACAGUGCUGCUGAGACCGAGGGGUAAAAGUGACGUGGAGUACUAUAGAGAGACUCAGGAUCUGCUGCGGACCGAGAUUGUGAACCCUCUGCGCAUAUUUGGAUACGUGUGCGCUACGAAAAUAAUGAAACUUAGGAGAAUACUUGAGAAAGUGGAAGCCGCUUCUGGAUUCACCUCCGAGGAGAAAGAUCCAGAAGAAUUUCUGAACAUACUCUUCCAUCAUAUUUUACGAGUGGAUCCAUUGCUGAAAGUUCGGUCAAUGGGGCAGAAAGUUCAAGACUGUUACUUUUACCAAAUCUUCAUGGAUAAAAAUGAAAAGGUUGGCGUCCCAACUAGCCAGCAAUUGCUGGAAUGGUCCUUCAUUAACAGUGACUUGAAGUUUGCCGAGGCUCCAUCAUGCCUUAUUAUCCAGAUGCCUCGGUUUGGAAAAGACUUCAAGAUGUUCAACAAAAUCUUUCCUUCUCUGGAAGUGGACAUCACUGAUUUACUCGAAGACACUCCCAGGGAGUGCCGAAUCUGCGGUGGACUGGCCCUCUACGAAUGCAGGGAGUGCUACGAAGAUGCAGACAUCGCUGCUGGGAAAAUCAAGCAGUUCUGUGAAAAGUGCAACACACAAGUGCAUCUCCACCCCCGGAGAAAAGGGCACCAGUUGGGCAAGCUGUCCCUCCCGAAAGAGCUGGCGGACUGUGCCUGGCGGCAGGGCAGAUUCCCCAGGCAGAGGAUGGAGCUCUUCGCGGUGCUUUGUAUAGAGACCAGUCACUAUGUGGCGUUCGUCAAGUACGGCCCGGGGGAAUCGGCCUGGCUCUUCUUCGACAGCAUGGCAGACCGGGACGGAGGACAGAAUGGCUUCAAUAUCCCCCAGGUCACGCCCUGUCCAGAGGUCGGCGCAUACCUCAAGAUGACCCCUGAAGAGCUCCACGCGCUGGACCCCAAGAGUAUUCAAGGCUUCGCACGGAGACUGCUGUGUGACGCGUACAUGUACAUGUAUCAGAGUCCAACCAUGAGUUUAUACAAGUGAAAUGAAUGGACCUGAUACUGAGAAUAUGCUAGCAAAAUAUGGAGUUCUAAACCAAGCAGUCUCGAGUUGUUCUGUUGACACGUUUUUUCCACUGCGAGUCUGUCGUACUCCAUUCCACGCACUGGAUGGACAAAGGGAACUUGCUUACACAUUUCUGAGGAGUAUAGUAUAUGCAUGAAAGCAUCAAUGAGCAGCUUUUAUUGCUUAAUUAUGUUGCUCAGGUACAUAUAUAAUACAGUGGGUGGCAAUGAGAAAGGUAAUAAAGAGUUCAAAACGAGAACAUACUCUCAAAUCAAGAAAUGCUAGAAGUGUGGGAAAGUAAAUAUGACUGAAUGAAGAGGUUGAACAUACAGCAGGUCUGGGGUCAGAUGGCAGAGGAACUGGAGCCAGCAUUUUGUACAAUAGAUUACAUGAUUGUCCAAUUCUAAAAGCAUUUAUUGGGCACCUUAUACGGGAUGGGUCAGAAGUUAUGCACCACAGUGUGGUGAGUAAAAUACUUCUGUAUAGGUCACAGUUUGUCUAAGAUUACUAAUACAGGUUUUGGUAUGACUUCUAGUAGAAACGACAUUUCCACCUGCGCAAAUGGAGUAUUUAUUUUCACUUUUUUUAUAUUCCUGUGGUGUAAGUGAUGGUCGCAAAGACAUAUCUUCAGGUGUAUGGGCUGACAGAACAGUCACACGGACAGGUGCACCUGCUUUUUUGUCAUUUCUUAUUAAGGUCUCUUCAUAUCCUUUCAGUGAGUGACCCUAGCCAAUCAUAAUAUGUGAUAUUUCACAGUUUUUGUACAGGGUUUUUUUUUUUUUUUUGCGUUGCCCAGGGAGCAUUUAUCUGGAUGCAGUUUUUAAAGACAAUUGGGUUGCUUUCUGUUUUUCUAAACUGCCACAGUCUGCUUUGCUCAACACUGAUUGAGCAACACCGUUUUUUAGCAACAAGCUUGUGUGCGCUGCUUGACAAAAACGAACACUUGUACAUCUGCUUUGCCUGCUAUUAUACUGGUACCAGAGUAUUUGAAGCACAUUAGAGUCUGUUCUGAACACUGCAAAGCAAAGAUACUUGGUUUGAAAUUGAAUUAGAUAAAUAAUCUAGCCCAGCAACAGAAAGAUCUGCACUGUAGUGCCAAGAAUGAAAAUGCCUCUAGACAAUGAUUUGGCUACUGCAGCAUUCAGUACGGAUCAAGGACCCAGUUAAGAUGCUACUUUAACAAGAAUGGAAUAUUGAUGCAGUGAGAGCAGAAAGUAGAAAGCUUCAUUAAUGUACAUAAAAAGCAAACUACCUUGCUGAACAUAAUGAGAAAAUAGGUGAACCCAAGACUUACUGAUUUCAAAAUAGAAACUUCAAAAUAAACAUCAACACAUUACCUUUAUAAUGCAUCUUCAGAUGCAAGACCUGUUGAAAUGCUGUGACCUGUGGUUUAAAAAAAGAAGCGUUAAAAGUAUUCUGCAUAACAUACUGUAUGACUCAAGUAAUAAGUAACAUGCUUUUUAAACCAGUGGUCUGGUUGAUUGAUAGAUAUAACCAGCUCUUGGUCAAGUACACUCCAUUCAGGGCUGCUCUGAAUUGGGGUUCCUGAUGCUUGUAAUGUGCUGUCAUUGUGUUUAAGCAAUUGUGCAAAUAAUCGUGUGGCAUUAUCUUCUUUAUCUGUAAAUAUGAAAUGUCUUGGGUUAUCCAGAAGCAGCCUUAAUGCAUUUGAAAUGGAAACCAAAGAACGUUUCCUGUGUAUCUGAAAGUGUAUAUUGUUUACUGUAUGUAACUCCUGUUUGUUUAUACACACGCACACGCACACACACACGCACACGCACACACACACACAUACUUGACUGGAUGAAUGGCCUCUGUUCAGUAAACCAGACAGACUUGACUAUUUGCCUACAUGUUACACAGUGUGAUCUGAGGGUCAAGGUCAGACCUUUGUGAGAAAUGCAGACUUGCUUACAACAAUUUUGUACAAGUCUGUUGGAACAAACGGUACCUCUUCGUCGAUACAGAGAAUCUUUCUUAAGAGCAAACAAAACGCAAAAGUUGAAUGAGCUACGCAACUGCAUUAAUUUUUCAUGAUGUUUUGUGGAUGUGUAGUUGGAUUUGACGUGCUAUUUCAGUGUGUACUUUGAGAAUACCACACAACAUUAUUUCAUUCAUAAUACAAUCUAUCCCUUAGUCAUAGAUCCAGCAGAUCUGCAACAGAAGUUCAAAUCAGCCUGUGAGCUUUCAUACACCAAGAAGCUGUAUACAUCCAUCACUUGUUCAUACUAACAAAGUGUGGGAGGUAUUUUGUUGGCUUUUAUACUUAAAAACAGACACAAGUCACAAAGUGCUGUGUUUUGUUUUUUAAUUUUCUUUUUGUAUGAUUCUUAUCGAAUCUUCUGCCUGAUGAGUAAGCCCAUUUGUUCACAAUGAGCAGCUCUUAUUCUUGCAGAUCUGCUGGUAUUCAAGUUCAAAUGCUCCCCUGAUGCUUUGCCUUGUGACCCUUCUGUAUUAAAACUGGUCUACUACAAAGAGGUUUGCCUUCUACACAUCACAUUGGGUUGAUGCUGUCUAAAUCCGACUGCUCUGGAGUGCUGCAGUGGGAACUAGUCAGCUUUGUGAAAGGGCGCUGUUUAGUGCAGUAGCUGUGUAUCGCAGAGCUAACAAAAAACAACGGGAUAUGUGCAAAAUGAAAUAAAGUUGUGCUGUGCAUGUUUUUAUAUAUCUCAAAAUAGGUUAUUCUUAAUGUAUUUAUUAAACACGAUGUCAGUUUCAUAUGUAGUAGAAGAUGUGCUGUUUAAGUUUGAUUUUAUGAAAUGGAGUAGUGCUGGUCUGGGACAUUG